AUGAAAAUAGACGCCACUGAUAGAAUCCCACUCAUUGAAGAUGAAUUACCUAGCAGUGAUGAAGUUGUACAAAAAUCAUCAGAUCGUAACAGUAGAAGGGAGGUUACCUUGUCAGAGUCAGUUGGUAGUAUUGUAUCAACAAUAUUUGAAGUUGAAAGCCUUCCUGGAAUUAUUUUGAGAGGUUGCGAUACUAAUACAGAUUGGACCAUGGAUGAAUUGGAUCAACUAACUAAACAAUUUCAAAUAUUAUAUGGUAAUGGAACAAAAAGAACAAAGAAAAUAAUAGAACAAAUCAAGAAAAUUGAUAAAGAAUUAGAACUAAAAGGCUCCAAUACACCAUCAAAUACAUCAAGAAAAAGAAAGCAUUAUGAUGACGAUGAUGAAGAUGAUAGCAGCGAUGAACAAACAGAAAAUACAAAUGUACAAUCAGCAAGAAGAUGCUUUUGCCCUUCGUUAUCCAAGAAAAAGAAUCCAUCUGCAACAGUUGCAUGGGAAAAGUAUACAAAAAGAAGCAAUAGAGGGAAUGUAAAUUCUGUAUCCCUUCGAUAUAAUAGCAAUUUAGCAGCAACAAUGGCCAAUGGUCAUCGCCAAGCAACACUAGUGUUAGAAGCAAGUCUCCAAAAGACAACACCCCUUAUGGGAUCAUCAAAGAAGGAAAGAAUGGAUGAAAUGCAACUUUCUACAUUGCUAGUAGCAGCAGCAACAGUGGAUCGUCAAAAAUUAUCAACUGGUAAUGUGGAAAAUUCUAAUAGUAUAACGGAACAACAAGCCUCAACAAAUGUUACUACUACAACUACUACUCAACAAGCAUCAUUAGUUGUUUCUAGUACCUCUGAACAAGUUCAAGAACAAACUGCAAAUCCACCUCCACAAGUAGAUCAAAUCCCUUCCAUCCAAACAACAUCAUCCUCAACAUAUCCUCCUAUGUAUAAUAAUCAAGUUCCAGUUGAUGAGACGUCAUCUUCUAAUUUCAUUUUACCACCUUUAAGUCAGUCACAUAAUUAUCCAUACACUUGA
Messenger RNA from Naegleria gruberi, 1017 nucleotides. RefSeq lists its product as uncharacterized. Bases 1 to 1017 code for a protein of 338 amino acids. The transcript has 2 exons. The record is from RefSeq and is a predicted model, not a curated record. NCBI's taxonomy places the organism in Eukaryota, Heterolobosea, Eutetramitea, Acrasida, Naegleriidae.